GGAAUCGUGCUACAGGCGGCAGAGUGGAAGGCGGAGAUGGAGGGAACCAUGGCAGGCAUGGUGGCCUUGUGGAACGAGUGGGAAAUCCGCGUGCUUGUGCUCUCCAGCCUCGCGCUGCAGGUGUUCCUCCUCUUCUCCGCCGUCAUCCGCAAGCGCAACGUCUCCGCCGUGCUCGGCCUGCUCCUCUGGCUCGCCUACCUGCUCGCGGACUCCAUCGCCAUCUACGCGCUCGGCUACCUCUCCCAGACGCGCGUCCCCAGAGGCGUCGACGUGCGGUCCUUCCGCAACACCCACCGCAUCCAAGCCUUCUGGGCGCCGUUCCUCCUCCUCCACCUCGGCGGCCAGGACACCAUCACGGCCUUCUCCAUCGAGGACAACGAGCUCUGGAAGCGCCACCUGCUCAGCUUGCUCUCCCAGGUUGCCCUCGCUAUGUACGUCUUCGCGAAGUCGCGCCCAGGCGCCGAUAUCCUUGCCCCCGCCGUGUUCAUGUUCUUGAGUGGUAUUCUCAAGUACGGCGAGAGGACAUGGGCGCUGAAGUGCGCGAGCAUGGACAACCUGCGGAGCGGCAUGGUGACGACGCCUGACCCGGGUCCCAACUACGCCAAGUUCAUGGAGGAGUACCGCUUCACGCGCGAGGCGGGACUCCAGGCGGAGAUCGUCAUUGAGCCGGAGCGACGGGGCGGCUGGGUCACCGCCGCGGCCAUCGCCGAGGAGAGCGUGCCGUACACGACGAUCAUCACCGACGCGCGCCGCUUCUUCGUCACCUUCAAGCGCCUCUUCGUCAACCUCAUCCUCAGCUUCCAGGACCGAACGCGGAGCCAGGCCACGUUCCUGCGGCUCACGCCGGAGCAAGCGUACAAGAUCAUCGAGAUCGAGCUGUCGCUCAUGUACGACACCCUGCACUCCAAGGCGGCGGUCAUCCACACUUGGUACGGCCGCCUGUUCCGCUGUGUCACGCUCCUCUCGACGUCGGCGGCGUGCCUCCUCUUCAAUCUGCUUGACAAGGAUCGGUACGAGUCGCACGACACCCGCGUCGACAUCUUCAUCACCAACCUGUUGUUCGGUGGAGCACUCUGCUUGGAGGUUUACGCCAUUGGUAUGAUGCUCAUAUCCUACUGGACGUACGCCGCUCUGCAAGGUUGCAACUGCCGCACGCUGAGCCAUCUUCUGUUCAAAAGCAUCAAGUAUUUCCGGCCGGAAAGCCGGCCGAAGUGGUCCAAUCUGAUGGCCCAACACAACCUUAUCAGCUAUUGCCUCCAUGACAGAGCAACGUUGCUCACCAAGGUCAUCACCAUGGUCGGGCUCAAAGGACAUUGGGAUAGUUGGAUGCACAUCCAGCACAUAGACGUGUUACCCGAGCUGAAAACCUUGGUGUUCAGGGAGCUCAAGGACAAGGCGGUCAGCAUCGUCGACAAUGCCGAGAGCUACCGCAAGUUCAGCAACCACAGGGGCCAGUGGGCGCUGCAGUGCAAGGGCUACUACAAGGAGCUUGGCUGGAGCGUCGAGGUAGAGUUCGACGAGAGCAUUCUCCUCUGGCACAUCGCCACGGACCUCUGCUUCUACUACGACAUCGACGGCAGUGACGGCGACGCCAAGCUCACCGAGUACGUUGGCAUCAGCAGAGCGGUGUCAAACUACAUGCUUUUCCUGCUCGUCGCGCGGCCGUUCAUGCUGACGGCCGGCAUCGGGCAGAUCCGGUUCGGCGACACCUGCGCGGAGGCCAAGAUCUUCUUCGAGCGGGAAAUGGCGCUGCCGGACGAGCGAGCGGCGGCGGCGAUGGUGCUCGAGGUGAACGCGGAGAUCGCGCCGAGGGACGUGAAGGGAGACAGGAGCAAGUCGGUCCUGUUCGACGCGUGCCGGCUAGCCAAGUCGCUGCUGGAGCUGCAGCCCGGCAAGAGGUGGCGGCUGAUCCGCGUGGUGUGGGUGGAGAUCCUCUGCUACGCCGCGAGCAAGUGCCGGAGCAACUUCCAUGCCAAGCAGCUGAGCAACGGCGGCGAGCUGCUCACUGUCGUCUGGUUCUUGAUGGCGCAUCUGGGGAUGGGGGAGCAGUACAGGAUAGAGGCUGGGCAUGCAAGAGCUAAACUAAUUGUAGAGAAGAACUGAGAUAAUCACCUUUCACCAAAGUCCAAAACGGUUGGUAGUAUCAGACGAUCAACCACUGCCACGGAAUUUAAUUCUCUUAAACAUUGCUGCCAGUCCGCCAUGAAAUUUAUCAUUACAUGUUUGGCCAUAGAUUUACCUGAGAAAAAUAGCAAUUCUACACACAGCGUAUAAAGAAAUUGAAUCAA
Messenger RNA from Oryza sativa Japonica Group (Japanese rice), 2288 nucleotides. RefSeq lists its product as uncharacterized. NCBI's taxonomy places the organism in Eukaryota, Viridiplantae, Streptophyta, Magnoliopsida, Poales, Poaceae. The record is from RefSeq and is a predicted model, not a curated record.